This is a messenger RNA of Pangasianodon hypophthalmus (striped catfish), 1710 nucleotides long. Its product is annotated as keratin, type I cytoskeletal 18. Lineage: Eukaryota; Metazoa; Chordata; Actinopteri; Siluriformes; Pangasiidae. Gene Ontology annotation, biological process: intermediate filament cytoskeleton organization. Bases 96 to 1382 code for a protein of 428 amino acids. The transcript has 7 exons. The record is from RefSeq and is a predicted model, not a curated record. Gene Ontology annotation, cellular component: keratin filament. Gene Ontology annotation, molecular function: structural molecule activity.
UCUCCCUCACUACUGCCCUGUGCAUUCAUUUGGCUGCCUUCCUGCUCUCUGUCCAUUCUGCCUUUCUCUCACUCAACUCAUUUACUCCAACCAAAAUGAGCACGCUGCAAAGCUAUUCUGUGCGUUCGUCUGGGCCCCUGGCUCAGGUGUCCAUCCAGCGCAGCUCUGUGGUGCCCGCUUUCCGGGCAGCCAGCAUCUAUGGUGGAGCUGGUGGCAAGGGCACUCGUAUCUCCUCAGCCUCCUAUAGUGGUGUGCAGAGUGGGCUGGGAUCUUCUUCCCUGUCCAGCUCUUUCCAAGUAAGUGCCUCUGGGGCCACAGGAGAGAUCAUGGGCAACGAGAAGAUGGCCAUGCAGAACCUGAACGACCGUCUGGCCUCCUACCUGGAUAAGGUUAGGACCCUGGAGAAGGCUAACAGCAAGCUGGAGGUGCAGAUCCGAGAGGCUCUGGAGAAGCGAGGCCCUGAUGUACGUGAUUACAGCCGCUAUCAAGCCAUCCUGGAUGACCUGCGCAAAAAGGUCUUUGAUGCUACUGUGGAUAAUGCCCGACUUGUGCUCCAGAUCGACAAUGCUCGCCUGGCAGCUGAUGACUUCAGAGUGAAGUAUGAGGCUGAGCUGUCCAUCCGGCAGUCAGUGGAGGCUGAUAUUGUUGGUCUGAGGAAGGUCAUCGAUGAUACCAACAUAGGUCGCAUGAACCUGGAGAGUGAGAUUGAGGCCCUCAAGGAGGAGCUCAUCCACCUCAAGAAGAACCAUGAAAAUGAGGUAAUGGACCUGAGAAACCAGAUUGCUCAGUCAGGAGUGCAGGUGGAUGUUGAUGCUCCUAAGGGACAGGAUCUGGCUCAGAUCAUGGGGGAGAUCAGAGCCAAGUACGAGAAGAUGGCCCAAAAGAACCAGGAGGAACUCAAAGCCUGGCACGAGUCACAGAUCCAAGAAGUACAGGUACAAGUCACACAGAACACAGAGGCCCUGCAGAGUGCACGAACAGAAGUCAACGACCUCCGCAGACAGAUUCAGACACUAGAGAUCGAGUUGGAGUCACAAAAGAGUCUGAAAGCUUCGCUGGAAGGCACACUGCGGGACACGGAGAUGCGGUACAACAUGGAAAUCGAGAAUCUGAAUUCCGUCAUCCUGCAGUUGGAGGCUGAGUUGAUGCAUCUGCGCAACAACAUCCAGCAGCAGACACAGGAGUACGAAGCUCUUCUCAACAUGAAGAUGAAGUUGGAGGCUGAGAUUGCCACCUACAGAAGACUUCUGGAUGGCGAAAACUUCAAGCUCGAGGAUGCUGUUGAUGAACAGAAAAAGGUUAAAGUGAUGACCGUCACACAGACCCUUGUGGAUGGAAAAGUGGUGUCCUCAACCACAGAGACCAAGGAGAGGAAGUUGUAAUCAGUCACCAAGCCCUCACCAGCAACACAACACUAACAACUCAUGAGCCUGUACUGACAACCAUUCACACAGUGGGUGGUGUGGAAAAGUUAUUUAUUAUAUCCCUAGUGCCUUAAUUCAAUUGGGUCAGUGCUAAUAUAUUUUAGUAUGAAUUAAUUUUAUGGGAAGCAUAUCUAAAGCUACAGGAAUCAAAAGCAAUGUUAAUAGCAUACAAUAUUUUUGAACAUCACAGAUAUUGUGUACGUUGUUCACAAUGUGUACAGUUUCUUAUUUGCUUGUUGUGUUGUGUCCAUCUGAUCAUGUCCAAUAAAUUCAUGUCUCAUUGUUA